Molecule: messenger RNA, 1235 nt
Organism: Hyalella azteca
Lineage: Eukaryota; Metazoa; Arthropoda; Malacostraca; Amphipoda; Hyalellidae
Product: NPC intracellular cholesterol transporter 2-like
Exons: 4
Coding region: 43-615 (190 amino acids)
Biological process (GO): sterol transport
Molecular function (GO): sterol binding
Source: RefSeq, a predicted model, not a curated record
CAGUCCUUGCAAUAUUUGAGGUCACUUAUUUCCCAGCAAAUUAUGAAAUACAUUCUUUGUCUUAAACAUGGAUUUUAUAUUUCUAUCAGACUAUUAUUACCCACCAAUCCAUCGAAUAAUCGGUUUCAUCAAAAGCAACGUUCGUUUUUAUUUAAUCAGACAUAUCAGAGUGUAGCCAGUAUGCGCAUUGUAAUCUUCCUUUUCGCAUUGAGCUGCGCAGCCGCCACCGAAUACCAGGAUUGUGGGUCUGCCGCCUCGAACGUAGUGCUGGGUAUCCCUAACUGCGAUGUCCCGCCUUGCAUUUUCCAACGUGGCGACUCCUUCAACGUGACGCUUGACUUCUACCCGAAGAAUGAUGGCACCCGCCUCACUGCCAGCAUCACGGCCCUGAUUGGCCCAGUCGAUGUGCCGUGGCCAGGUUUCGACACGGACGCUUGUCGGCAUUUAUCUUCGAGCAAAUGUCCCUUCACGGCAUCAACACAACUCCACUGGGGGUAUGAAGUGGAGGUCCUUAAAGCCUAUCCUGCCAUUAGCACGAUCGUGACGUUCAAGAUGCUGAACGAGGAUAUUUCCUUCACGGAAGUCUGUGUCAAGGUUCCCGUCCAUCUUGUUUGAAUUCCGCAUCGGUUGGCUGGCUGAAUUCUAGAUCAAAAGUCUGCCCUGCACUUAAGAAGAGCACAUACAAAGUUAUACAUUUAUGUAUUUGUCUAUUAUAAUUGGCUAUACAUUUAUGUAUUUGUCUAUUAUAAUUGGCUAUACAUUUAUGUAUUUGUCUAUUAUAAUUGGCUAUACAUUUAUGUAUUUGUCUAUUACCAAAUUUCAAAUGCCACUUUAUAGGAAUGUUGUUGCCAUCACUAAAUGAUGUCGGGCUUCUCGAUUCGUGCUCCUCGUCAAUAAAGGGUUUAGUUUGAGGACAUCUUUCAAAUUUAUAGGCAGUUUUUAUAAAAUCGCAUAUAAUAUUACAUACCAUGCUUUAUUUAGUCUUAUUUCCAAAGUUUAUAACGCUUCACGCAAUAGAUUUUGUUGCCAAAUAAAAAUUUUCACGAGCAAAAAAUUCUUAAACAUCACUUUCCUGAUUUGAAUAAUUUUGAACACCUGCACCUUUAAGUUCUUAAAGGUGCAGGUCUUCCAAAUACUUCUCAAGGGAAUUAGUUUACGAUGUGAGCAAUUAUUUUAGCAUAAUUAUUUACUUAUACAUAAACGGAUAUGUGGCAACAAGCAUUCGUGCAUGGCAC